CAUGUUGUGAUAUUUUUUCUGUGAUUUGAAAAUUUAAAUUUAAAAGUAGCUACGUUAUUUAUAUAAAAAAUAUUUUGAUAUAAUCAAUUUGUAAACAAAAAUGGUAACAUGUGCACAGUGGUUGGUUUUAGUUGGAAUAACUGCCUUGCAAAUAUCCGGAACAAAGGGUCAAGAAGAAGCUCCGCAGAAGAAACCGCAGUCAGUAAGAGAUCUCCUCAACACCACAUCAUGUAUACCGCCGCCGUAUCGAUGUCCACACCCCAAAAUGCAGUUUUUUCUAUAUACCAGGACUACUCAAGAAAAGGGUGAACUAAUAAACACGCUCGACAAUGACUCUUUAACGUACUCGAGAUUUAACACCAAACAUCCUACGAAGAUCGUCGUGCACGGCUUCGGAGGAGGUCGGAACCUCUCACCAAGUACUGACAUGAGGAAAGCCUACUUUACCAAAGGGAACUAUAAUAUCAUUAUAGUGGACUAUGGAUCUCUUGUGAAGGAACCGUGUCUAAGUCAGAUCGAGUGGGCGCCUCGCUUCGCUGGCCUCUGCAUUGCUCAGCUGGUGGAGUACCUACAGUACCAUCCCGUCAAGUCAGUAGCGCCCGACAAGCUUCACACCAUCGGGUACAGUGUGGGCGCCCAUAUACUUGGCCUGGUCGCUAACUACUUGGGCAACGGGAAACUUGGCAGAAUCACCGGUCUGGACCCUACCAUAUUGUUUUACAUGGGCACCAACCGUUCCCGUGACCUGGACUACACAGACGCGCACUUUGUGGAUAUCCUACACACGGGGGCUGGAAUCCUCGGCCAGUGGGGACCCAAUGGACACGCUGACUUCUACGUCAACGGUGGCUCCAGCCAGCCUGGAUGUGCUCAUGACACUAUAUUCCAAACCCUUUCAUGCGACCAUACCAAGGUGACCCCGUACUUCAUAGAGUCGAUCAACAGCCGAGCUGGUUUCUGGGCGGGGCCUUGUUCAAGCCUGUUCUCGUACCUCAUCGGGUGGUGUGAGCCCAAGGAUACGGAGUAUGUGCUGAUGGGCGAACAUGUCAGUCACAAUGCCAGAGGUGUCUACUAUGUGACGACGAACGCUAAGCCGCCAUACGCGAGAGGUUUCCCGGGCAAAUCUCGAAGACUCCGUUCAAUCACCCCCUAUAGUUGAUGAUGUUACUUUAACUUAGAAAAAUAAAACUUACCAAAACUUAGGUGUUCAAUUAAGUAGCUAGCCAUUUUUGUCGGGGUUUUAAUAUAAGUAGAUUAACUUAUUAAGAAUAAUGAAAAUUAUUGUGAGUGUUGGUAGGCCGUAGUAAGAAAUUGAUUGUCUAGGAAUACUUAAAUCUCAGUUCCUAGCAACUGCUUUGAAAUAUAAAUGUUUCUAAUGUAAACAGGAAUAAAUAUAUAAGACAUUUGAAACUAUUGAACUAAGUUCUGAAAUGAGUGCGUAAAUUGUGGUAAAAAAAAAUACCCAUUGGUAAUUAAUAUACUUAUUUUUGGGAAAGAAAUGUUUCUGAUAAAUCACCGCCGUUAUUGUAUCUUUGGAUAUGAUUGUGUAGUUACUCAAAAUGAGUGUUAAUUUAUUGAUUUAUUUAAGAAAUUUGUGAUAAUACUUUUACUUAGGAUUAAAGAGGAUUUCA
Molecule: messenger RNA, 1631 nt
Organism: Helicoverpa armigera (cotton bollworm)
Lineage: Eukaryota; Metazoa; Arthropoda; Insecta; Lepidoptera; Noctuidae
Product: pancreatic lipase-related protein 2
Exons: 7
Coding region: 101-1159 (352 amino acids)
Biological process (GO): lipid catabolic process
Molecular function (GO): lipase activity
Source: RefSeq, a predicted model, not a curated record